Molecule: messenger RNA, 190 nt
Organism: Nematolebias whitei (Rio pearlfish)
Lineage: Eukaryota; Metazoa; Chordata; Actinopteri; Cyprinodontiformes; Rivulidae
Product: regulator of G-protein signaling 5
Source: RefSeq, a predicted model, not a curated record
AUGUGUAAAGGACUUGCAUCGCUGCCUGCCUGCUGCUUGGAAAGGGCCAAGGAGCUAAAAGCAAGGCUGGGAAGCAUUUUGCAGAAGCCCAGCUGGACUCUAUCCUGCUGGAAAAUAGGAAAAGAUAAGCCAACCCUGGAGGAAUGCAUCAGGUGGAAAGAGUCCUUUGAAAAGCUCCUGUCCAGCAAAU